AUGUGCUACAUUAGAGGACGUUACCAAAUAGUUUUACCGUUUGCAACAACAGGCUUUGCUGCUAUUCUUUUAAAAGGGGGUAGAACAAUACAUAGUGGAUUUAAAUUACCUAUUCCGAUUGUUGAUAACUCUGUAUCUCGCAUGAGUCUUCAUUCCCCUGAUGCUACUGUUAUCAAAAGGUCCAAAUUAAUUAUUAUCGACGAAGCCACAAUGAUGACUAAAUACGCUUUACGCUGUAUCGAUAGAUUACAAAAUAUAAUGCAAACACAGUUCCCAUUCGGUGGUAAAAUUAUAUUAUUGGGCGGCGAUUUUAGGCAAACUUUACUUGUCAUUCCAAACAGUUCAAAAGCAGAUAUUAUAGAAUUGUGUCUUAAGUCUUCUGAUAUAUGGGUUUAUUUUAAAGUUAUCCACCUGAAUGAAUAUAUGCGGUUAUCUUCUGAAGAUGUUGAGUAUAAUUCCUGGCUUUAG
This is a messenger RNA of Gordionus sp. m RMFG-2023, 468 nucleotides long. RefSeq lists its product as uncharacterized. Gene Ontology annotation, biological process: telomere maintenance; DNA repair. The record is from RefSeq and is a predicted model, not a curated record. The transcript has a single exon. Bases 1 to 468 code for a protein of 155 amino acids. NCBI's taxonomy places the organism in Eukaryota, Metazoa, Nematomorpha, Gordioida, Chordodea, Parachordodidae. Gene Ontology annotation, molecular function: DNA helicase activity.